This is a messenger RNA of Helobdella robusta, 1113 nucleotides long. RefSeq lists its product as hypothetical. The transcript has 4 exons. The record is from RefSeq and is a predicted model, not a curated record. Lineage: Eukaryota; Metazoa; Annelida; Clitellata; Rhynchobdellida; Glossiphoniidae. The coding region runs from base 1 to 1113 and encodes 370 amino acids.
AUGUGGAACUGCAUCAACUUCCACAGCGUACCUCCAACAUAUCAGUCAAAGCACAUGAAACCCUCACCCACCGAUCUGAUGAACCACCACACUCAUCUCAGACUGCCACCACCUCAUCAGCCAAUCAACGUUCUCCAUCCAUCUUUGCUCAAUUUGUCACCGUUUUUCUUCCCUCCACCUAAUCCUAGCUCGCACGCCAACAAUCAUCAUUCCCAUCCUAAUGAUCCUGUCUCCUUGGCAACCAGGGCAAUGGCCGAAAUGACGAAAAGAAUGGAAGAUGCUUCGCGAUUGGUCAAUGCAGUGACCAAUAAGAAAAUAGCUGAACAACUCAACACUCCUAUUGGAAUGCCUUUCAAAGCCCUUAAAAGAGAAAAUCCGUUUACUUCCGAUUCAAAUUCUACUCAUGGUAAAUCAGAAGACACCAGUCCCUUACCAUCCAAACAAGUUUCAUUGGGUACUGGAUCACAGAAACAAACACAAACUGACCAAUCACAGCGAAGUUCACCGAUUUGUAUGGCCGGUGUUAAUAUCAAACUGACUAAUAAACAUGAGGACGGCAAGAAACAUGAUUCCAUGGAGGUGAGCAUUGAGUUGAAUGGCACGCAGUACAAAGGUUUCUUGUAUCCGCAAUAUCAACAACAACACCAACAAAACAAUCAUCAACAGCAACACAAUCAACAACAACAUCAUCAGCAACAGUCUAACUUUAGACAAUCCGACCUCAACGAUCAACAACACAAGCAACAUCAACCUGAUCACGCACAGCAACAAAACAUCAUGAAACUAAUGAACAACAACAUUUUCUUUCCCAACACUCCUCAACAUUACCUGCAACAACAACAACAACUUUCACUGCCAGGAAUGCAACGCUACCCUCCUGCUGUUCAACAUAAACAAUCAUCCCCCUCACCAACACUACAAACAAACGACGAUGAUGACAACGAGAUAAACUCACACAACAUGAAAGAUACAAACAACAACAACAAUAACACCGCAGAAAACAACAACAUCCUUGAUGAUAAUUUUUUCACUGACGAUUACAUUAAUAAAAAUAACAGCAACAACAACAACAACAACAAAAAUGUUAUGAACGAUAUCUCAAACAAAGAAUAG